This is a messenger RNA of Clonostachys byssicola, 1524 nucleotides long. Lineage: Eukaryota; Fungi; Ascomycota; Sordariomycetes; Hypocreales; Bionectriaceae. The record is from the annotation of a GenBank genome assembly.
AUGGCAAUUGUAGCUACCAUAGGGCACGUUGCUCGCGAUUUCGUGGGAAAAUGGUACUUGGUUAUCCCUGUUUGCGUUUGUCUCUAUUUUCUCAGGAAUCGCUAUGGCAGAGGCCUUCGUAGGAUCCCAGGACCAUUUCUACAGUCAUUUUCGAUGAUUCCAAGGGCUUGGCAGGUCUGGCAAGGGAAUAUCCAUCAACGCGACUUAGAAUAUCACCAAAAAUACGGAAAGCUUGUCCGCAUUGGCCCAAGACUGUUGUCCCUUUCCGACGUUGAUGAAAUUAACACAGUGUACGGUAUCACGACGAAAUUCUACAAGUCUUCCUUCUACGACCCUUCCACACCAUACGACGAAGAGGGGAUCGUGCCGGAUCCCUUCAUUCUAAAAGAUAAAAUGAUGCAUUCGCGCAUGAAACGCAAUGCCGCGAAUGCAUACUCGCUCAGCUCAGUGUUACAGUUGGAGGCUUACGUUGAUGAAGUUGAGGAAAAACUAUUCAAGCUCCUCGACCGGGAAGCAGAGAAUCCUGAAAACGUUGUUGCAUUUGACCACUACUUGCAUGCAUUUGCAAUGGAUACUAUUUUCAUGAUUAGCUUCGGCAAAAGCUUGAAUAUCCUGGAAAAUGGAGAUGAACAUAAAGUUAUGGCAUGCUUCGACACAAUUAUGCCAUAUAUGGCUACGAUUGGCCAGAUGCCAUGGCUGCACAAGUUCCUUGUUGGAAAUUCCUUCAUGGCCAAGCUUAUCUUGGGAGAUAUGACUUUCGAAACAGGCCUGAUGAAGAUUGCCUCAUCCCAGGUCGAAGGGUUCAAGAAGAACCUAGACCAACGAUCUGAAGAAGGACCAUGCACAUUUACGGAACGCCUAUUACUCAAUCAGAAAUCGAACCCAGACUCCAUAACCGAGCGAGAACUGAUCACGCAUGCGCUUGGAAAUAUUACCGCUGGUGGGGACACAACGUCAAUCACUCUUCGUUCCAUUUUCUACUUCUCGCUUCGGAACAAAGAGUCAUAUCACCGUCUAUGUCACGAAGUGCGCAGCAACUGUUCUCUUCCGGUGGCUUAUUCAUCGGCCCAAAAACUCCCUUACCUGAACGCUGUGAUCAAAGAAGCGUUGAGACUCCACCCACCGAUGCCAAUCAUGCUGGGCCGCACCGUGCCCAAGGGUGGUGCUGAGAUCUGUGGCCACUAUAUCAGAGAGGGCACGGAAGUCGGCAUACCUUCUUACGUUCUGCACAGAGACCCAGCCAUUUUCACUGACCCCGGUGCCUGGAAACCUGAAAGGUGGCUGGAAACAGAGACUGGUAAGGACCGUCUUGCGAGCAUGAAUCGGGCUUUUUUCGCGUUUGGGGCUGGCCCUCAUACGUGUAGCGGUAGACAUAUCAGCAUGAUGGAGAUUGUCAAGUUGGUCCCCUCGCUGCUCCUCAAAUACGACUUCGAGCUAGCUUUCCCUACUCGCCCUUGGACUUUCCGCGUUUCUAUGUUAGCGCCGCAGAAAGGGGUUAAUGUAACAAUCAAGAAGAGAGUUUGA